UUGAAAACUCGCCUGAAACGUCUAGCAGAGUUGCAGUUGAGUUCGGCUCUGAAGUGGUCGGGAGUGAGAACUGAACAGGGUCUCUCUGGCUGUAUUUGUGGAGAAACGUGCAUGUGCUGAAGGAGUUGUUCUUGUUCCUAAGGAGACCUGGCGGAGGAAAUUGCCGGAUCUAGACCGAUUGACAAGACCAUGGGUUCCCUGAUACAGUCCUACCACGAGUUGUGGGAGAUCCGAGAUCUAAGGGUCGAAGGAUGGCCUAUGAUGUCCACCCCGUGGCCGACGGUGGCCUUGUCUGCCGCUUAUGUGUAUCUGGUGACCAUCUGGGGUCCUCGGUUCAUGAAAGACCGCAAACCUUAUGAGCUGAAGAUGCCCAUUCAGAUCUAUAACAUCAUUCAAGUGGUCCUCUCCGCAUACAUCGUGUACGAGGCUUGUGUCAGUGGUUGGACCAACCAUUACAGUUGGGUAUGUCAGCCCGUGGAAACGAGCUCCGAUCCGGAUUCCAAUGCCAUGCGAAUGGCCAGAAUUGUAUGGAUCUAUUAUCUGAGUAAAUUCGUCGAGUUCCUUGACACUUUCUUCUUCAUCGCGCGCAAAAAGUUCUCACACGUGUCCGUUCUGCAAGUGGUCCAUCACAGUAUCAUGCCCAUCUUUGCGUAUUGCUUGUGCCGAUGGCUUCCUGGUGGUCACGAAUCCUUCGGUGGGAUGCUCAACUCUGUGGUGCACUUCAUUAUGUACGGAUAUUAUUUCAUGGCCGCCCUGGGUCCGCAGUUUCAAAAAUAUCUGUGGUGGAAGAAGUAUCUGACCACGUUCCAAAUGAUCCAAUUCUUGGCUGUGUUCACCAAGAGCAUGAUUCUGAUCUUGGGACUGGCCGAAUGUGGAUAUCCGUGGCAGUUCUCGGCUGUGACCGCCAGUAUCAUGGUGGUGUUCUUUAUUCUCUUCGCCAACUUCUUCAUCCAAAACUACCUGAACAAACCCAAAUCCAGAAAGAGCGCUUAAACCCCCAAAGCUUCCGCCUAUUUUAUGUAUCUCGUCAUGCGAUCCAGAUAAAUAAAUGAAAAAUUCUCGUGAAUCUUACAA
Messenger RNA from Tigriopus californicus, 1074 nucleotides. Its product is annotated as elongation of very long chain fatty acids protein AAEL008004-like. Gene Ontology annotation, biological process: fatty acid elongation, saturated fatty acid; fatty acid elongation, monounsaturated fatty acid; fatty acid elongation, polyunsaturated fatty acid. Bases 190 to 993 code for a protein of 267 amino acids. Gene Ontology annotation, cellular component: endoplasmic reticulum membrane. The record is from RefSeq and is a predicted model, not a curated record. The transcript is spliced from 2 exons. Gene Ontology annotation, molecular function: fatty acid elongase activity. Lineage: Eukaryota; Metazoa; Arthropoda; Copepoda; Harpacticoida; Harpacticidae.